This is a messenger RNA of Choloepus didactylus (southern two-toed sloth), 1788 nucleotides long. RefSeq names its product UDP-glucuronosyltransferase 2A1. NCBI's taxonomy places the organism in Eukaryota, Metazoa, Chordata, Mammalia, Pilosa, Megalonychidae. The record is from RefSeq and is a predicted model, not a curated record. The transcript has 6 exons. The coding region runs from base 1 to 1611 and encodes 536 amino acids. Gene Ontology annotation, molecular function: UDP-glycosyltransferase activity.
AUGGUUUCCAUAUUGAAUAUCACCAUGCCUAAGAAGUUUGUCCAGCUGCUGGUUUAUAACAUGACUCUGAUUGAAAUUGUUCUAAGUAGGAAUGUGCUAAUUUGGCCUACAGAUGGUAGCCACUGGUUAAAUAUUGAGAUCAUUCUAGAAGAAUUAAUUCAAAGAAAUCACAAUGUGACUGUACUGGCAUCCUCAGCAACUCUAUUCAUCAAGUCCAAUCCUGACUCUCAUGUCAAUUUUGAAUUGAUUCCUGUUUCCUACAAGAAGAAUCAUAUAGAUUCCUUGAUUGAACAAAUGAUAAUGCUGUGGAUAGACCAUAGACCAACUCCUCUCACACUUUGGACUUUCUACAAAGAACUAGGAAAACUCCUAGAUGUGUUCUUUCGAAUUAAUAUACAGAUCUGUGAUGGAGUAUUAAACAACUCCAAGCUAAUGGCAAGACUGCAGAAAGGCAGUUUUGAUGUGUUGGUAGCAGACCCAGUAACAAUGUGUGGAGACUUGGUGGCUCUGAAAUUAGGAAUCCCAUUUAUAUACACCUUGAGGUUCUCUCCAGCCUCAACAGUGGAGAGACACUGUGGAAAAAUCCCAGCACCUGUCUCCUAUGUACCUGCAGCCUUAUCAGAGCUCACUGACCAAAUGACCUUUGCUGAUAGGGUUAAAAAUACCUUAUCCUAUUCUCUGCAAGACUAUAUAUUUCAAUCCUACUGGGGAGAAUGGAAUUCAUACUACAGCCAAGUUCUAGGAAGACCCACUACAUUAUGUGAGACUAUGGGGAAAGCUGAAAUUUGGCUAAUGCGAACAUAUUGGGACUUUGAAUUUCCUCGUCCAUACUUACCUAAUUUUGAAUUUGUUGGAGGAUUGCACUGUAAGCCUGCCAAACCUUUACCUAAGGAAAUGGAAGAAUUUGUCCAGAGCUCAGGUGAAGAUGGCAUUGUGGUGUUUUCUCUGGGGUCAAUGGUCAAAAACCUCACAGAAGAAAAGGCCAAUCUCAUCGCGUUAGCCCUUAGCCAGAUUCCACAGAAGGUUUUAUGGAGAUACAAAGGCAAAGAACCAGCUACAUUAGGAGCCAAUACUCGACUCUAUGACUGGAUACCCCAGAAUGAUCUUCUUGGUCACCCCAAAACAAAAGCUUUUAUCACUCAUGGUGGAACGAAUGGGAUCUAUGAAGCUAUUUAUCAUGGGGUCCCUAUGGUGGGAGUUCCCAUGUUUGCUGAUCAGCCUGAUAACAUCGCACACAUGAAGGCCAAAGGAGCAGCUGUGGACGUGAACAUGAACACAAUGACAAGUGAAGAUUUGCUCAGAGCUUUGAGAACAGUCAUUAACGAACCCUCUUAUAAAGAGAAUGCUAUGAGGUUAUCAAGGAUCCACCAUGACCAGCCUGUGAAGCCCCUGGACCGAGCAGUCUUCUGGAUCGAGUUUGUUAUGCGCCACAAAGGAGCGAAGCACCUCAGGCCAGCUGCGCACGACCUCACCUGGUUCCAGUACCACUCUCUGGAUGUCAUUGGGUUCCUGCUGGCCUGUGUGGCAACUGCUAUAUUCUUGGUCACAAAAUGCUGUGUGUUCUCUUAUCAAAAAUUUGGUAAAAAUGGAAAGAAGAGAAAGAGGGACUAGAUCCUUCCAUUUCAGCAGAUGCCUAAGUGGAGCAAACCUACUUAUUCUAGUCACAACAAGCUUAUUGAGAACUUUUUGCCUCCUUCUUUUCCAAUUCCUGUUCCACUACUUUAGCCUAGUGGCAAGGCCAAGACCUUGACAUUAAGUAGUGAGUGUGUCCCAUUCUUCCUUUGUCUU